Lycium ferocissimum is the source of this 1584-nucleotide messenger RNA. RefSeq lists its product as uncharacterized. The transcript is spliced from 2 exons. NCBI's taxonomy places the organism in Eukaryota, Viridiplantae, Streptophyta, Magnoliopsida, Solanales, Solanaceae. The record is from RefSeq and is a predicted model, not a curated record. The coding region runs from base 230 to 1573 and encodes 447 amino acids.
GAAAUUUUUGAACGAGCCUUUACUAAGAAAUUUAUGAUGAAAAAACAAAAUAAAAGACCAUAUCUCAUUUUCUCCUUCCUUUGCUGAUAUAGAAGAGAGCACACUUUCCAAGUCAUACAAGAUUACUUAAAGAACCAUUCAUAACAAGUCCUGAAAUUCUUUAUAUUGGUAUCUUCCACUCCACUCUCAAAAGUCCUUCUUCUUCCUCAGAGCCAUAAUUUCCUAAGAGAUGGAAGAAAUUCAAGUCAUCUCCACAUGUUUAGUUGGUGCAGCAUCAAAUAAUGAAUCAAUCUCAGACAACAACACCCCAAAAGUUUCUAAAAUUGAUAUGACACCAUGGGAUUUACAGUUCCUCCUUCUUGACACUAUCCAAAAAGGUCUCCUUUUCCACAAACCAAAAGAAAAUAAUACAUCAUUCAUUGAUCACUUGAAAAUAUCUCUUUCUCGCACUUUACACUUUUUUCCUCCGUUAGCUGGCCGUUUUUCAACCGUUAAAAACGACCGCGAUGACACAGUUUCUUUCUUCAUAAACUGUAACAAUGCAGGCGUGGAAUUCACCCAUGCAGUUAGUCCAAAAUUAACUGUUUCUACAAUUCUUGAUUCUAAACACGUACCGAAAAUUGUUCACUCUCUUUUUCCAUUGAACAAUACUCGUAACUUCGAAUGUGUUACUAAGCCUUUAUUUGGUGUUCAAAUAACUGAACUUGUUGAUGGAUAUUUUAUUGGAUGUACUAUGAGUCAUAGCUUAGGUGAUGGUACUUGUUUUUGGCAUUUCUUGAAUACUUGGUCUGAAUUAUCUCGUGGGUACGAAGUUAUUUCCAAAAGUCCAGUUUUAGAACGUUAUUUUCCCGAGAAAAUGGAUGUUCCAAUUCAUCUUCCCUUGAAGCUGGAUGAUGAAAAAUUGUUUGAAAAAUUUGAAGUUCCACCUUUGAUGGAAAGGAUUUUUCAUCUUAGUAAGGAAAGUAUAGGUAGGCUCAAGGGUAAAGCCAAUUCUGAAAUGGAUGUUAAAUCUAUUUCUUCUUUGCAAGCAUACUUGGCUCAUCUGUGGCGCUCUGUUACUCGUUGUCGUAAGCUUGAUGCUGAGCAAGAAGUCGUCCUCAGUGUUAUCGUAGGUGCGAGAUCAAGGCUACAUCCUCCUCUUCCAGAAGGGUACUUUGGGAAUGCAGUUUAUAUCAAGCAAGUAAAGACAAGUGCAGGAGAGCUACUAAAAAAUGGACUAGGAUGGGCUGCAAUGCAAAUGAACAAGGUAGUUAGUUCACAGAACUCUGAAGAAGUGGUGAAAAUGUAUAAAAGUUGGGCUGAAAAUCCAAUUUUAUUUACCAAGGGCUCAGGAUUGUUGGGGAAUACUAACUUGGGGAUUAGUAGUUCUCCAAGGUAUAAUAUUUAUGGUACUGAUUUUGGUUGGGGAAAACCAGUUGCUGUGAGGAGUGGGAUGGCAAAUAAAAGUGAUGGGAAAAUUACUUUAUUUCCUGGUAUAGAAGAAGGGAGUGUAGAUAUUGAAGUCUGCCUUUUGCCAGAGACUUUGCAAGCAAUGGAGAAUGAUAAAGAAUUCAUGGAAGCUGUAACUAAUUAAUGUAACACUCU